This is a messenger RNA of Arabis nemorensis, 1725 nucleotides long. The record is from the annotation of a GenBank genome assembly. NCBI's taxonomy places the organism in Eukaryota, Viridiplantae, Streptophyta, Magnoliopsida, Brassicales, Brassicaceae.
AUGAAUUAUUUCCCAGACGAGGUUAUAGAGCACGUUUUUGACUCUAUAGAUUCUCACAGAGACAGGAACUCGAUCUCUCUGGUUUGCAAAUCGUGGCACAAGAUCGAGAGAUGCAGCAGGAGAACAGUGUUUAUCGGAAACUGUUACGCGAUUAACCCGGAGAGAUUAAUCGGGAGGUUUCCAUGUCUCAGAUCAUUGACCUUGAAAGGGAAGCCUCAUUUCGCUGAUUUCAACUUGGUUCCUCACGAGUGGGGAGGUUUCGUGCACCCUUGGAUCGAUGCUUUGGCUAGGGCUCGUGUAGGGCUCGAGGAGCUGAGGUUGAAGCGGAUGGUUGUCUCUGAUGAAAGCCUUGAGCUGCUUUCACGUUCCUUUGUGAAUUUCAAGUCAUUGGUGCUUGUUAGCUGUGAUGGGUUUACUACUGAUGGCUUAGCCUCCAUUGCUGCUAAUUGCAGGCAUCUUCGUGAGCUGGACCUGCAAGAGAAUGAAAUCGAUGAUCACAGAGGUCAAUGGCUGAAUUGUUUUCCAGACACCUGCACUACUCUUACGUUGUUGAAUUUCGCUUGUCUUAAAGGAGAAACCAAUCUGGCUGCUCUAGAGAGGCUUGUAGCAAGGUCACCGAACCUUAAGAGCUUGAAGCUUAACCGUGCAGUACCGCUCGAUGCGCUCACGAGGUUAAUGAGUUGUGCGCCGCAGCUAGUGGACUUGGGAGUAGGGUCUUAUGAGAAUGAGCCAGAUCCAGAGUCUUUUGUGAAACUCAUGGCUGCCAUAAAGAAAUGCACCUCGUUAAGGAGCUUGUCUGGCUUUUUAGAGGUUGCUCCUCGUUGCCUUCCAGCGUUCUACCCGAUAUGCCAAAACCUUAUCUCCUUGAAUCUCAGUUAUGCAGCCGAGAUCCAAGGCAACCACCUCAUAAAGCUUAUUCAGCUUUGCAAGAGACUUCAACGGUUAUGGAUAUUGGAUAGUAUUGGUGACAAAGGACUUGAGGUCGUCGCUACCACAUGUAAAGAGUUACAAGAGCUGAGAGUUUUCCCCUCUGAUUUACAUGGCGAAGAAGACUACAACGCAGCUGUGACUGAGGUUGGACUAGUUGCAAUCUCUGCGGGUUGCCCUAAACUUCAUUCGAUUCUCUACUUCUGCAAACAAAUGACAAACGCAGCGCUCAUUACUGUGGCCCAAAACUGCCCAAACUUCAUCCGGUUCAGGCUAGCAAUCCUUGAGCCGAACAAACCCGACCACCUCACAUCUCAAUCAUUAGAUGAAGGCUUUGGUGCGAUCGUACAAGCCUGUAAAGGUCUAAAACGACUCUCUGUCUCUGGUCUCUUAACCGACAAAUUCUUCCUCUACAUUGGUAUGUACGGGGAAAAGCUCGAGAUGCUUUCGAUAGCUUUUGCAGGUGACACUGACAAAGGAAUGCUUUAUGUGUUGAAUGGAUGCAAAAAAAUGAGAAAGCUGGAGAUAAGAGACAGUCCAUUUGGGGACGCAGCGCUUCUUACUGACGUGGGUAAGUACAAAACAAUGCGAUCCCUUUGGAUGUCGUCUUGUGAAGUAACGCUCGGUGGUUGCAAGAGGCUCGCUCAGAAUGCGCCAUGGCUCAAUGUAGAGAUCAUAAAUGAGAAUGAGAAUAAUCGGAAUGGGGAAGACGAAAGAGAGAAGGUUGAUAAACUUUACCUCUAUCGAACAGUGGUCGGGACUAGAAAAGACGCACCGCCAUAUGUUAGGAUUCUUUAG